Messenger RNA from Opisthocomus hoazin, 4918 nucleotides. The record is from RefSeq and is a predicted model, not a curated record. Lineage: Eukaryota; Metazoa; Chordata; Aves; Opisthocomiformes; Opisthocomidae.
AUGACGGAACCUGGAAGCAAUGAUGAAAUGUCGGACAACGAAGAGGAGAUUGAGGAGAAAUCUGAGAGUGAAGGGAGUGAUUAUUCCCCCAACAAAAAGAAGAAGAAAAAAUUGAAGGACAAGAAGGAGAAAAAGCCAAAACGGAAAAAGAAGGAUGAAGAGGAGGAUGACAAUGAGGAUGGAGGUCUAAAGGAGCCCAAGAGCUCAGCGCAGCUGAUGGAAGAAUGGGGCCUCGAUGAUGUAGAUUACAUGUUCUCAGAAGAAGAUUAUCAUACUCUGACUAAUUACAAGGCUUUCAGCCAGUUUCUCAGGCCUCUGAUUGCCAAGAAGAACCCCAAGAUCCCCAUGUCCAAGAUGAUGACCGUGCUCGGUGCCAAGUGGCGAGAGUUCAGUGCCAACAACCCGUUCAAGGGCAGCUCGGCAGCAGCGGCAGCAGCGGCCGUGCCAGCCGCAUCUUCAGGUCCAGGCGUGCGGAAGAAAAUCAAGGGCUCCAAAGAUGGGAAGAAAAAGGGGAAGGGGAAAAAGAUGGCAGGCCUGAAAUUCCGGUUUGGAGGAAUCCCCAGCAAAAGGAAAAAGGGCUCCUCCAGUGAAGAGGAGGAACGCGAGGAAUCCGACUUCGACAGCGCCAGCAUCAACAGCUCCUCCGUGCGCUCCGAGUGCUCGGCCGGCCUGGGGAAGAGAGGGAAGAGGAGGAGAAAGAAAAAGAGGAUGGAAGAAGGGGACGGGUAUGAGACGGACCACCAGGACUACUGUGAGGUGUGCCAGCAGGGAGGGGAGAUCAUCCUGUGCGACACGUGUCCUCGUGCCUACCACCUCGUCUGCCUGGACCCCGAGCUGGAGAAGGCCCCCGAGGGCAAGUGGAGCUGCCCCCACUGUGAGAAGGAGGGCAUCCAGUGGGAGCCGAAGGAGGAGGAGGACGAGGAUGAGGAAGGCGGCGAGGAGGAGGAGGAUGACCACAUGGAGUUCUGCCGGGUCUGUAAGGACGGAGGGGAGCUGCUGUGCUGUGACACCUGCCCGUCCUCCUACCACCUCCACUGCCUCAACCCGCCGCUGCCAGAAAUACCAAAUGGGGAAUGGCUCUGCCCUCGCUGUACACCUGGACAAAAUGGGAAUGACAUUGGAAAUGUUUUCUUUGAUAAAAAGGGAGACGUCCAUUACCUGAUCAAGUGGAAAGACCUGCCGUAUGACCAGUGCACCUGGGAGAUCGACGCCGAGCCGGGGCAGCUGCGCAGGCGUUUGGGAUGGCUGGGGACUCGUCGGGAGCUGAUGCUGGGGGAGGACACGCGCCCUCUGAAGAAGCUGAACAAGAAAGGGAAGAAGCUGAAAGAGGAGAAGCUGGAAAAGCCUCCAGAAAAGCAGCUGGUGGAUCCUACAGUGAAGUUUGACAAGCAGCCGUGGUACAUCGACGCCACGGGAGGCACGCUCCAUCCUUACCAGCUGGAAGGGCUAAACUGGCUGAGGUUUUCCUGGGCCCAAGGGACAGACACCAUCCUGGCCGACGAGAUGGGGCUGGGGAAGACUGUGCAGACCAUUGUGUUCUUGUAUUCCCUGUACAAGGAGGGCCACUCGAAAGGGCCGUAUCUGGUCAGCGCCCCUCUCUCCACCAUCAUCAACUGGGAGCGUGAGUUUGAGAUGUGGGCACCUGACUUCUACGUCGUGACCUACACGGGGGACAAAGAAAGCCGGUCGGUCAUCCGGGAAAAUGAGUUUUCUUUCGAAGACAACGCCAUCCGGAGUGGAAAGAAGGUCUUCCGGAUGAAGAAGGAAGCCCAGAUCAAGUUCCAUGUCCUGCUCACCUCCUAUGAGCUGAUCACUAUUGACCAGGCGGUGCUGGGCUCCAUAGAGUGGGCCUGUCUGGUGGUGGAUGAAGCCCACCGGCUGAAGAACAACCAGUCCAAAUUCUUCAGAGUAUUAAACAGCUACAAGAUCGAUUACAAGCUGCUGCUCACUGGGACUCCGCUCCAGAACAACUUGGAAGAGCUCUUCCACCUGCUCAAUUUCCUGACUCCCGAGAGGUUUAAUAACCUGGAGGGGUUCCUGGAGGAGUUUGCAGACAUCUCCAAGGAGGACCAGAUCAAAAAGCUCCACGAUCUGCUGGGUCCCCACAUGCUGCGGCGGCUCAAGGCGGACGUCUUCAAGAACAUGCCCGCCAAGACGGAGCUGAUUGUGAGAGUGGAGCUGAGCCAGAUGCAGAAGAAGUACUACAAAUUCAUACUGACGAGGAAUUUCGAAGCCCUGAAUUCAAAAGGUGGUGGGAACCAGGUCUCGCUGCUCAACAUCAUGAUGGACCUGAAGAAGUGCUGUAAUCACCCGUACCUCUUCCCCGUGGCGGCGGUGGAGGCGCCGGUUCUGCCCAAUGGAUCUUAUGAUGGGAAUUCUUUGGUCAAAUCUUCUGGGAAACUGAUGCUGCUCCAAAAGAUGCUGAAGAAGUUACGGGAUGGGGGUCACAGAGUUCUGAUCUUCUCCCAGGUGACGCGGCACUGCACCUUUCUGCGUCAGCAGCGCUCCUUUCUGUCUCACCGUUUGCCACCUGUGGGUUUGUCUUUCUCAGCUCCUGGUGCUCAGCAGUUCUGCUUUCUCCUCUCUACCCGCGCCGGCGGUCUGGGCAUAAACCUUGCUACAGCCGACACAGUCAUUAUUUAUGAUUCUGACUGGAAUCCCCACAAUGACAUCCAGGCGUUCAGCAGAGCUCACCGCAUCGGGCAGAACAAGAAGGUGAUGAUCUACCGCUUUGUGACCAGAGCCUCCGUGGAGGAGCGCAUCACCCAGGUGGCCAAGAGGAAGAUGAUGCUCACCCACCUGGUAGUCCGCCCGGGGCUCGGCUCCAAGUCAGGCUCCAUGACCAAGCAAGAGCUGGACGACAUCCUCAAGUUUGGGACAGAAGAGCUCUUCAAGGACGAUGUGGAAGGCAUGGUGUCUCAGGGACAGCGGAUCGCCAUGCCGGAUGCUGUCACCCCUUUCUCUGACACGCUGUCAACCAAAGGGGGUGCGGCGACUCCUGGCGUGAAAAAAAAGCACGGGGGCCCCCCACCAGGUGACAAUAAGGACGUGGAUGACAGCAGUGUGAUCCACUACGACGACGCUGCCAUCUCCAAGCUUCUGGACCGAAACCAGGAUGCAACUGAUGACACGGAGCUGCAGAACAUGAACGAGUAUCUCAGCUCCUUUAAAGUGGCCCAGUAUGUUGUGAGAGAAGAGGACGGUGUGGAGGAGGUGGAACGCGAGAUCAUCAAGCAGGAGGAGAACGUGGACCCUGACUACUGGGAGAAGCUGCUGCGGCACCACUACGAGCAGCAGCAGGAAGAUCUGGCCAGGAACUUGGGGAAGGGGAAGAGGAUCCGCAAGCAGGUCAACUACAACGACACCUCGCAGGAGGACCAAGAGUGGCAGGACGAGCUCUCUGACAACCAGUCGGAGUACUCCAUUGGCUCCGAGGACGAGGACGAAGACUUUGAGGAGAGGCCAGAAGGUCAGAGUGGCAGAAGACAAUCCCGGAGACAGCUGAAGAGUGACCGGGACAAGCCUCUCCCGCCUUUGCUGGCAAGAGUUGGGGGGAAUAUCGAGGUUCUCGGCUUCAACGCCCGCCAGCGGAAGGCUUUCCUGAACGCCAUCAUGCGCUGGGGCAUGCCGCCCCAGGACGCUUUCAACUCUCACUGGCUGGUCCGGGACCUGCGAGGGAAGAGCGAGAAGGAGUUCAGGGCGUACGUCUCUCUCUUCAUGAGACAUUUGUGUGAGCCUGGAGCAGACGGUGCCGAAACCUUUGCGGACGGCGUUCCCCGGGAGGGGCUGUCGCGGCAGCACGUGCUGACUCGGAUAGGAGUCAUGUCGCUAGUAAGGAAGAAGGUUCAGGAGUUUGAGCAUGUCAACGGGAAGUACAGCACCCCAGAUCUGAUUCUCGAGGGCCCAGAGAGCAAGAAGUCCAGUGAGGUGGUGUCGUCAGAUCCCAACACCCCCGUCCCGGCCAGCCCAGCCCAUGUGCACGCAGGAGCUGUGGCCCUUGCAGACAAACCAGAAGCACAGCUCGGGUUCCAGGAGGAGAAGGACCAAGUGGAGCAGAAGUCCAGGAAGGUGUCUGACAGCCAGGUGCCGGUGGGUGCUGAGAAGGUGGAAAGCGAAGAGCACCCAGAGAGCUGCGACAGCAAAGAGAAACUGAAGGAAGAGAAGCAAGAGGAGAGUGAAAAAGCUGAGCCUUCUCCCGAGCCGCUGGUGAAAGAUGAGGGAGUUCAAGAGAAAGAGAAGCCUUUGGAGAAGCUGGAGGUGAACAGCAGCCCGGGCAAAGGGGAGGACAAAGAAGUCAAACCAGAGGACGCCAAGGUGGAGGAAAAGGAGGAAAGCGAGGGUCAGCAAAACGGUGACAAAGAGGAAGAGGAGGAUGGAAAGAAGGAUGACAGAAACCUGAGCUUCCGAUUCAUGUUCAACAUUGCUGACGGUGGCUUCACAGAGCUGCACACGCUGUGGCAGAACGAGGAGAGGGCUGCCAUCUCCUCCGGCAAGGACAUCCAGAACGACCCGCGCUACGUGAUCCUCAACGAGCCGUUCAAGUCGGAGAUACACAAGGGGAACUACCUCGAGAUGAAGAACAAGUUCCUUGCCCGGCGGUUCAAGUUGCUGGAGCAGGCCCUGGUGAUCGAGGAGCAGCUGCGGCGGGCUGCGUACCUCAACAUGACCCAAGACCCCAGUCACCCGGCCAUGGCCUUGAACGCCCGUCUGGCUGAAGUGGAGUGCCUUGCCGAGAGCCACCAGCAUCUCUCGAAAGAGUCCCUGGCGGGGAACAAGCCUGCGAAUGCCGUCCUGCACAAGGGUGGCUCCUUCGGCUCAUCCCAGAUCUACAGCAACAGCUUCGGGCCGAACUUCCGAGGUCCCGGGCCGGGCGGGAUCGUCAACUACAGCCAGAUGCCUCUGGGACCCUACGUGACCG